Molecule: messenger RNA, 746 nt
Organism: Alnus glutinosa
Lineage: Eukaryota; Viridiplantae; Streptophyta; Magnoliopsida; Fagales; Betulaceae
Exons: 3
Coding region: 341-694 (117 amino acids)
Source: RefSeq, a predicted model, not a curated record
UAACUACUCUGCGCAUCUUCAAUGGCUACGAAAGACAAUGAAACCCACAUGGUCUCCUUUAUUUCUCUCUUCCCACUCCUUCAUAAACAAUCAUAUAUAUAUAUAUAUAACUAUAUUUUUUUCAAGGUAUGGGUGUUUAGUCCUCUACGCGCUCUCUUCUCCUCCUUAUCUCCACGGAUUUUCUGGUAGACUUUCGGGUUCUCUCAACCUUGGGGUGACGAAAGGCCGGUGCUUCUGAUAUUUCUUGUCUAUUUCCCGGAUGGGCUAACUUGCUUAAAAACCCAGGGUUUACUACUAGUCUUCUCUGGAGGUCAUUCUCACUGACAUUAAUUUGGACAUUAUGAAGCUUUCUGGGUUGUGGGUCUUGUUCUUCGUGGUUGGGACAGCUUUCUUGUUCCUUAACUUCUCCGGCAGCUUAACUGGCUCCUUUAUUCCCGAAACGGUAUUGGCUCACCAUGGUGAUGGUAUGGCAAUGACCAUAAGAAGCAGGAGGCUGAAGGAAAAUGGCAAUAAUCCGGGUUCUGAGAAGAAGAGACACGUAGGCAAUGUGAAUCUGGAUGAUUACCACCCGAUCGAUCCAGUUCCAAGUUCAAAGGCUUCCAUAAGACCCGGACCUAUCCAGCAUGGGACUCCUCUCAUGCCGUAUAUUCCAAGACCUUCCCCUCCUACUCCUACUCAACCCAUAAAUGGAUGAUCUACUUAAUUACCCUAUUUAAGAUCUCUUCUGGAGUAGUAGAUAUAUAUGC